GGGAGUGUCUUCAUGUGAGCUCUCGCCAUCUCUGAAAAGCAGUCGCCUCCGCUCCUCAUAAGCUGUUGAGAUACUCGAUCCUACAUACCCUACACCACACACUACACGCACGGAGAAGGCUGGUGUGUGCUUGUUAAGCAUCGUUAAGGCCGGCCCUUAACUACCACGGACCCAACCUCCAUCGAAUCUGUGCUGCUUUAAAUUUUAUAGCUGCUGUCCAAUGGCGUCGGAGCCGCCCUUCGGUGGGGCAUCUAUUCCAUUUGGAGCCCACCAGCCUUCGUUCGGGCAACCAACAGAAGUCGGUUCUGGUACAGCUUCUUACUUCGGCGGUUUUGGAGGCGGACAAGAGUCUCCUACUGGCAAUCCAUUUUCCUUUGCUAACAGUUCAAUUCCUUCGCUGCCCCCUGGUCAGGGGUUCCAACAGAAUUUCCCGAGCCCCCCAAAACAGACCCCCGCAUCUGUACCCAGUAGCAUGACUGCUCCACAACAUGACCCUGCUGCAGCUGUACAAGUGAAUGUGGACAAACGACACCAUCAACAAAUCACUGGAGCUUCGAACACUGCCUUCAGUAACCAACAACAAAAUCAGACAGAUGAUCUGUUCGAGUCGCUCUACCAGCUUCCUCGCUCAAAAUCAUCUCAGGCGCAGGCCAAUUACAGCAGUAACGUGAACUCUCAAGUCCCGUGCAGUGGGUCCUCCAGUGCACCAGUGACAGGACUGGUCGGAACAGUUAACCAAUACCCAGAAGGCCACCCUUCUCUGGAGAAACUCAUGUCUCUUCCAACAUCGUCAUCCGGCUCCUUGAUAGAGAGACCUCCGCUGAGCCCCGUUCUGUCUCUGCCUUCCAACUCUUUCACCAACGCCACUCUACCUGGGACCCAGUACAUUCCGUAUGUGCAAAGCUACCCUCACCUACCCACAAACGCCACAAAUGCCGCCGAAGAUUUCAACCCGUUCCAGGCGUCCUCUGUGUCCCAAGUCAGCACCAAUGCUGAAACUCAAUUGCCUUCAGAAUCAUCCGACGAUGCAGGAAUCACCAUGAAAGAUACACCAGAUAGCCCUCCCGAACCGGCCGGUUUGACAAACACUCAUCUGCACUCUAAGGAUAACUCUGAAUUGUCGGCUACGGAAAAGGAAUAUCUUUCGCAAGGGAAGGAUGGGCGACACUUGCGAGGAGUCGGGCUGGUUGAGGCUGAUCACUCGCUUGCCUCCUCCCUCAACCAGUCCAUGUCUUCUCUGUUGGACAGUCAGGAGGAUAUCGCACAGCAGUCACCGGUCAAAAUCCUUCCGCCGGCCCCUGUGACGAAACCUCUGCCUCCUCCUUCCUCCACCACCCCUCAACCGUCUCUGCAGUUUCCACCUCCGAGACAAGCCGGACACCUUGCCCAGGAUCAGGUAAGACAAGCAGAAGAAACCAAGAUUGAGCCUGCACCAGCACAGACUAGUGCUGCUGCUGCUAGCACGCAAGGUUUUCUACCUCCACUCCACAGCAGUUCACUCCCUGCAAUGUCCUUGCAAUCACAAUCUGUUUCAGUGAGCCAGCCUCCACCUCUCCACACCUCACCCUACUUGGUGCCCUCUGGACACCCCACACACCCUCCCCACCAUCAACUAUGCACCACUUCAGAGGCACCCUCACACGGUGAGGUACCCAGAGAGGAAAUGACUGGAGCUACACCUUAUCCUCCUCAAGUUUCCUCAGUUCCACAAGGAACUGUUUUUGUUUCCCCUUUCUCUUCACAACCACAAGUUCCUGCCACAACAAUGCCAGCUUCAAAUAUGUCAAUGCCACCUCCACAACCACCCCCUUCCCAGUCUCAACCGUUGCUACAAACUCCUCAUGCAAACCCAGCUUCUCACACAAUGUCAAUGUCACCUCUACAGCCACCAUCUCCCACUUCUCAGCCUCAGUUGUUGCUGCAACCAUCUGUGGCGUCUUCAGUGUUGCCUCCUCAUCCACAGCCAAUGCUGAAUGCUGCAGUGGUGCCUCGGGCUGUUCUUCUAUCAGCACAGACUGGGCUACAACCGACCCAGGUCCCUUACGUUUUACCACCUCCAUCGAAUAUUCACGCACCCCCUGUGGAACAUUUGCCACUCACUCAAGAGAGGACUAAUGCCAAUAUUGUGCAACGCAGCUCGCACGAUGGGAUGUCAGUGUCAGUCCAACCUCCACCAAGCUCGCAAUUACAGCAACCUACAGGAUCACUGCAGCCCACGCCACUCAAUAGCGGACGAGAUCCAGCAGACCAUAUUUAUGGAGAAAGUGGCCCACCGAAUGUUGAUAGCUCAAAUGUGCAGACUCAACCUCCUCCGUUGUUUCUUCCUCCUGUAGCACGUGAUCCGUUGUCAAAUGCCCCAUCGAAUGCCGUGCUCUUUCAGUCCCAGCCGAGUAUUCCAUACAAUCCCCACUCUCUGUCUCAACAACCACCCCUGCACUCUAUUCCAUCUAAUGCCCACCAACCUCUUCCAGGUGUUCUAUCUAAUGCCCACCCACCACAAACCGAUGCUGUCAGCAGUGUCCAGGGCAUUACACCAAUUGUCCACCAACCAACACCUGAUGGUGCUAUUAGUACCCACGGUGUCCGAUCUAAUGCAAACCUCACCCACUCUAUGGCUCGGUCAUUAGUAACUGGUGUGCAGCCACCUCCCCCUCCUACUAAUACCCAUGCAUCAUCUGACAAUGUAGGGACACAACCACAGCAUCUGUUGUCUACAGCCAACACUACCGGAACAAUGGCCCCACCACUCAGCAACAAUCCACCUCAUCCCCAGAGUGUACCCCUCCAUCAAUUGCCAACAAAUGACAACAUAGCCUCGACUCCUGAUUCCGUUUUCUCGCCGCCAAAUUCAGAGGCUCCUCUGGCAGCAAGCGACGUGGCCACUGGUUUUUCAACAGUUGUUUCAGCUCAUCCAGCUAAUCCGUAUUCGACUGGGCUAACAUCAGCACACUUUUCUGCAGUUCCGCCUAAAGUACACCUCACUCAAACGCAGGCAACUUUAAAAACUCUGCCAAAUGCUGGGCCAAUGACUGUCAGUAUGUCUCAAGCUCAGAUUCCUCCAAGUUUUGCUCCACCGACUGGCAACUAUCAACCUCUAGGUGUUUCCGAAACACCCUCAAUUACUACUCCAGGCCUUGUUCAAACUUCAGCAACAAGUAUUGGUAAAUUCGAGAUGCCCUCAAUGCCACCUCAACCAGUCCCAAGUUUUCUCAGAAAGACCGAAGAUCGUCAGCCUUCAGUUUCAUCUCAAUUUGCUCCCUCAUCGACGGUACCUAUCUCUGGCCAUCCACACUCAACGGUAACAGCACCGAUGGCUCCACACGAGCAAAGAGCUCCUGUUGUGGAUCAUCACAGACUUGCCGGCGGAAGACCACACCCUCACGGCCCCGCCUCCCACCAACAUCCACUCUCUUCCCUUCCCCCACCUUCCGGCCACCAGCAGUCACACCGCGGUGCGGCAGAGCACCCCAUGCCCCACCCUCAUCACAAUGUCUAUGGAGGUAAUAGGGGUGACGGGAGACCAUGGAGACAUACAACUGAUCUGCAACAACAGAGGGACAGAUAUGACCCGUACUAUGGCGAAGACCCCUACGAGUAUGAGAGACACGGCCACUACUAUGAAGAUCCGUACUAUAGAGAUUACUAUAGGCCAAGACCAGGUAGCAGAGCCCCACACGUGUACUAUCAGGACCCACACGAGGACGACCCGUACGGCUCAUACUACACCGAGUACGAUCCUUACACAGGUAAAUAUUACUACGUAGAAGACCCGUAUGGUGGUUAUCCAGGCGAAUAUGACGUAUACCAUCGUGACUAUUAUGGGCAUCCAAGGGAGGGUGUACCCGAUCAUGCUCGGUACACGGAACAAGGUGAUCCCCACAGGCACACGAGGGAGCAUACUCAAACUCAGCCAAUCAGCCACGAGACGGGAGGAUCCUACCCAGACCAGUCCACCAUUGACGGCCCGGGAGGAGUGUUUGAAGAGGGAGGAACGUUUUUCGACUCCCCAGACACUCGCGGGGCCCGUGGUGGACCACAGCACCGCUCACCAUACCACCCAGAGGGGAGCAGCAUGCAUCAUCUGUAUCCAAACCCUUCCCAAUAUGGUCCAGAGCCUCCCCUACAGCCAGACUGGGGCCCUAGCGAACCUCCUGUUGCAAGCGAACCCCUGGAACCUCCCAUUGUCAUCCGUAACACUCCCGAAAAGUUUGCCUGUCCUCAUGUGCGGGCCAGUUUUGCACCGGGAGGUACACUUGUCGUGGUCCUCCCACACAAUCUCCGGGCUUUCCAGCGAGCCGAGGUGGAGCUGUCGCACGUGACAGAGCUCGUGAGUGACUCGGUCCAUGCCAACUUUGUGAGAGCCGUCUCUGAAUUCCCUGGACCCUUGAUGCCGGGAGAAACCCCGAAGAGUGUGCCCAUUUCCUAUGCCGCGAGACAGGCCGAGCAGUGCCGGGCCAAGAAGCAGGCUGGAGAGGAGAAUGAGGAGGAUGAGGCGGUGCUAAAGGAGCUCAAUGACGAGACACUGCUCUGGGAAUUUCUGGUGCUCCUCUGCCAGCAGAAUGGAGUUGUGGUGGCAAGUGACAUCUCUGAGCUGCUCACGAGGGAAAGGGCGACCGUUAUCCCCAGUCGAACUCACGUGGGACCCGGAGAUCAGGAAGAUGCACUGGAGAACAUCCGACAGCUUCUCAUAAGUGGAAGGAAGAGGGAUGCUCUCGAGCUGGCCUGCAGCCGAUGUCUGUGGGGACACGCUCUCAUGUUAGCCAGCAAGAUGGACGAGCAGUGUCGUACGUACGUCAUCAACCGCUUCACGGCAAGUCUGGUGACCACAGACCCCCUGAGUACCUUCUACACACUGAUGUUGGGAAGAACGCCAUCGGCUGUGAAGCCCGAAGGUCUCCGUCGUGCCGGGAGCUGGCGUCCUCACCUCGCCAUGAUUCUCGCCAACCGAACCAACAAACUGGACAACACCAGCAUCAUGACUCUCGGGGACUCUUUGCUGGAGAGCGGUCAUCUCUGUGGGGCCCACUUUUGCUACCACCUAGCAGAUAUACCGUUCGGAGUGUACGGUAGCACCACUUCCAAGUACCUGCUGCUCGGGACGCCCAACAGUGAGCUGGCAAUGGGAGCAUUUCCACGACCUGAGCACCUCAGAAAGAUGGAAGUAUUCGAGUAUGCCAUGAGUCUAGGGAAACUAGAGUACGUCCUGCCUCACUUCCAGGUGUUCAAGUUCCUGCUCGCUCUUCAGCUCACCCAGUUUGGAAUGGUAGCAAAGGCGUUCAAGUACUGCGAGCAGAUAGCGGCGUUCAUCGGAAAGUCUCCUGGGAAGUUCUCUCCAACUCUGCUGCACGUAUUGGACGACCUGUCCACCCAACUCCACCACCUCAACCAUCCUCACGGAGUAGUGGAGACAGAGCUACCGUCCUGGCUCCUCCAGCUACAGCAGACAUCCAGUGACAUCAUGGCUGGGAACUACACCUCCAGUGCCCGCAGUACUCCCAGUCCCACUUUCAGCUCUGUCAGCCAGGUGUACGGCCAGGGUAGGCGCAAUUCAUUCGUAGGUACGGCUAGACAUCAGUUCCUGAAGGUGCCUGGUAACUCGUACAAAGCCGGCAGCGUUGAAUCCUCGACGGCUACUUCCAGCAAAGAGGGAAGUCUCGUCGGUGGCACCCUGCCUCUAAUGCAGUCUGCAGCCCAGCAGGGAGCUUACCAGCCGAGCAGCAACCUGCUUGUGUCACAACAGCAAGGCCUGGAGCCUGUACAGCCACCCCUGGACGAAGGUGGGGUCCAAGCUGAGGAGGUCCCUUACUCACAGAGCAAUCAGCACCCGGAGCUAGAGGAGACGGUGCCAGUUUCCAGUGGAGUCGAUGGGACUAUCACUGCAGCACAACCAUACUACACCACUCAAGACCACAUGCCAUACGGUGGCGCAUACGCGGCUACAACUGACCCUACUACUAGUGAAGGAGACUAUGGAGUGUUUCAGGUUCCACCAGCAUCGGAGCAACACUCUACUUUCGCUGGAAGCUCUGGUGAAUUUGGUGUGACAAAUGCUGCUGUGGGAGAUGUGCAGCCUCAACCGGUGGCAUCGUAUGAACAGCCAAUGUAUGGUGAACAGCCAAUGUAUGGUCAAACUUUAGAAGUCCAACCACCUCAGUGGCAACAGUAUCCAGCCAUGGAGGGCCAGGGACAACAAGGAGAGCAAGAGCAGCCUGUACAGUUUGGGUACGGUAUGCCCGCGACUGAUCCAUCGCAGGGUGGGAUGCUUCAACCAAACCUACAGCAACCUCCGAGCCAGCCCGAGUAUGGAGCCAACGUCUGGGAUCAGCAGUACGCUGGACAAGCUCCCGGGGAGACUGUUUUCAGUAGCAGUGGAGCCAGAAACACACCUGCAGUAGCUGGCGAUACCGGCAGAGAAGAGAGAGAAGUUAGGGAAGAGGAAGAGAAGAAGGAGGACACGGAAUCAAAAAAGAAUAAAGACAAGCCGGGAGCAGAACCGGGCACGUCGGGAGGUAUAUUGUCGUUCUUCAUGAAACCGUUCAGGAAGACGGGCCCACCGAGGGCCAAGCUACCGUCUGACAGAGAGCCCAGCAUUGUCUGGGACAAAGAGAAGGGUAAAUGGGUAGACCUGGAUGCUGGAGAUGAGGAUGAGCAAGAGCUGGCCCCUCCACCCACUGACUCUAAACUAUCAUCGGUGAGACAGCAGCAGUGUGGACAGGGGACUGACUCAACUGAUGGGACCAGGCCCCCCGGUCCUGCAGAGGCUUCUCAACCCACGGGACAACCACUCGCUGCUCCACCAGCAGUGUCUAAUGCCUACUCUCGCCAGGCAAUGGGCAGGAGAGGUGUUCGCUCAAAGUAUGUUGAUGUCUUAAACCCAGCUGGUAACAGUGUGGGUGGAGCUUCCACACAAGCUCCACCCCCUAGUAUGGCCCUGCCUCCCAUGAUGUCGGGUGGUGCCCCGCCCUCUUUCUUCGUUCCUCAGCAACCGCCUACAACAUCAGAAGGAGGGGAAGUUGUGCCAGUGACAAACACCCAAACCACCACUGCCACUGCGACCUCAACACAGCCAGUGGCCAGCUCUCAGUCAGACCCUCACACCAACCAACACCCCUCCCACGAUGCAACUGAGGUAAUGGGAGUGCCUCCGUCCACUGCAGUGGAGUCAUGGCCUCAAAUGCAGACAGCACCUCCUCCAGCCCAUGAUCAUCAUCAUCAUCAUCAUCACAGAGAUGACCACCGCCAUCAUAGAGCCCCAAAUGUCCCUCCCCCAGCGUCAAAUGAGCCGUCCCAACCACCCCCACCCACUCAGCAGGCAAUGCCUCAGUUCUUCAAUCCGAGUGCCUUUGCCCAUGUGUCCAGUAUGACUGGACCCCACCGUGACCCCAUGGAUGAUACAGUUAGUUCACUAUAUAUUUCUUAUAUAGCUCUAAGAUACUUCAACUUGCUUAUGAAACCUCUUAUGAUGUGAAAUGUUUUAUCUCUUAGCAAUCCACUGUCAGUGAAAUGUCCCAAGAAGUUAGCAGAAUAAACAGCCAUCAGAUGCUGCCAGCCCCGAGAGCACCAGUGAUGGGCAGUUACAACAGGUUACGUCAUGGGAGAAGAGUGGCAUACCCUCAGCAGGAGCUCAGUGGGCCUCCUCCCAGACAUAAAUAGUGUGAACGACUUAGCUCUGUAUGUCUCACGUUAGCUUUGGUGCAAAUUUUCAAUCAUCAAGUUUAUGCCUGGUUUUGUGUCGUGUGUUAGUCUGUCUCUCUGCAAUAUACGAUUUUUGUGCAAGGAACCCUUAUGGCU
Molecule: messenger RNA, 7791 nt
Organism: Geodia barretti
Lineage: Eukaryota; Metazoa; Porifera; Demospongiae; Tetractinellida; Geodiidae
Source: the annotation of a GenBank genome assembly